AUGUCUUCAGUCCAGUUCACAGCACUGAUACGUCUCCCAUUCAUCCGCGGUGACUUUGAGGAUCCUCCACAGGCACAAUGGGAUGCCGAGAGGGACCGCCAAUUGUGGAAGGUCAUAUCAAAGUCUUCAAAGACUAGUGAUUUAAACUGGGUUGAGCUAGCCGACAAGUUUCAAGUUCCUCCGACCUUUCUUCUUCAGCAAGCAGCAUGGUUGUACGAGCGGCAUCUCGAUCAUGUUCGCAAUCAGAUGAAGAAGGUCAGCAUCUCGAACGCUGUUCCAUCAUCAUCGCCGACUGGUGGAAGCACUAUGACUGGUGUUGGUGGUGUUGCGAUGCGGAGGGGUGGCAGUGCCGGAUCUGGAGCUGGUAGAACCACGUCUGCAUUGGCUGGACGAUCGAAGGACAGUCCAAGUCUACGUGGUGCAGAGGUAACGACGCCAGCGCCUCCCCUCUCCAGGACGCCAUCUACGACCACAAUAACCCAAUCUCGAGCAGAUACUCAGGCGCCAGCUCGAACUCUGUCAACACGCUCCACCCGACGCCCCAACUUGACCAGUCGGAAGUCUGAUGAUCGCGCAAAUCCCCCAGCUGCACCACCCAGCUAUCGUAAUGACGAAGCUGCUUCUCCAGAGAUCCCUGAUUCCUCGUCUUCGAGCUCAUCAUCGCUGUCGGAUACUGAUCAUCCAGCCCAUCGAAGCCAGCUAUUUAAGCGCCCUCCACGUUUUCAACAAAAGAAACCUCGAGAACUUUCCACGUUCGAGGAAGGUGAUGGAACUCAAGAGACUGACGAUUUGGGCUCACAUGAGACAAGUCUACCCUUUGCGACGGCAGCUAGACCACGAGCCAGCAACAGCAAGUAUGCAUCAGAUGCGCGUUUUAGUACCGAUAGUAAGCCCGGGCAAAACGUGUUCCAGGCUGACCGCACGAGAAAUGCUCCGGCACCAAGACCAAAGUCUAUCGACGUGCAGUCACUUGCGACCACCGAGACUGCGUCGUCAAUGACUAGCUCUGGUGGACCUCCAUCAGCAGCAAAAAGCCCUAUGAGUCCGGCUUCGGAUCAUCGUGCAGCACUAGGCCGACUCGGCAGUCCACGGCGCGGAGGACCUCGAUCCAGGAUUGAAGGCAGCGAAGGCACACCUAGUAUGGGCAGCAGUUUCAGCGAUAUCGAUGAUGCGGGCAUCAGCCAAUCAGCCCUAGAGGAAGCGCUGUUGAGUAACAUGCAACAUGGGAGAAUGAGCACGCUUAGUCGCAUGUCGAAGUGGUAG
Messenger RNA from Alternaria postmessia, 1263 nucleotides. RefSeq lists its product as uncharacterized. Gene Ontology annotation, biological process: autophagosome assembly. Lineage: Eukaryota; Fungi; Ascomycota; Dothideomycetes; Pleosporales; Pleosporaceae. The record is from RefSeq and is a predicted model, not a curated record. The transcript has 7 exons. Gene Ontology annotation, cellular component: phagophore assembly site. The coding region runs from base 1 to 1263 and encodes 420 amino acids.